This is a messenger RNA of Actinia tenebrosa (Australian red waratah sea anemone), 1184 nucleotides long. RefSeq lists its product as uncharacterized. The record is from RefSeq and is a predicted model, not a curated record. NCBI's taxonomy places the organism in Eukaryota, Metazoa, Cnidaria, Anthozoa, Actiniaria, Actiniidae.
AUGACUUAAUUGAUUUAUCAUGAUAUUUUUUUAAAAGUAUAAAAAAGCUUCUGUUUAAGCGGAUUCUUAGCUCGAAUCUGGAUUCGUGGUCGUCAAGAGUUCGAGCCCGUACAAGAGCCGUACAAGAGCAGCAAAGCAAUAGAAGAACCGACAAAUAAAAUCCUGCAAAUACGAGAUGAAAUAUCUUGCAGUUCUCGUUCUUUUCUUACUGAGUUGUGGACCUCUAGUGCGAGGUGAAGCUGAGAAACCAGACGAUGAAGAAAUUAUUGACGAUGAAGCUGUUGUGAACAACAAAAGGCUUGUCAGCCCCAUAACAAAGAUCUCCAUUCCAUUGAUCAUCGAUUCAAAUGAUCCUGUCAACUUACGUAGCCGUUACUGCUACUGCUUCCAACUCCGAUGCAAAGUUCCUGGAAUGGAGAAUGGAGUAAAGGGAUGGUCAGUCGAGGACAAACAAGGAUAUGUAGUGGUCUCCGGGAAGCUUUACCGCUUUACUCGAUGUGAUGUUUCUCGAUAUAGAAAAGGCCGCUAAGUAUGGCCGUAGAUAAUGAAAGUACAUGCAACCGGUACAUCUUCAGACCUCUACUCUCUAGAAUUUCGAUACUUUAGUCAUCAAAAAAAUUAUAAAUAACAAUAGGGAAUUGACCACUUUAGAAACGAGCAUGAGACUGGGGCGAGUUUUGAAUUUUGAUAUAUUAUUAGAAUUUUUUUUGUCAUUUGAUAAAGCAUCUCCACAUUAGUACGUCUGGCAAAUUUGAACAUGAUUGGAUGAAAAGAACCAGAAUUAUUGGCUUUGAAAAGUGUUGAAAAUUUACAAAGAAUGUAUGGUUAGGGGACAACAUACCUUCUUUGUAAAUUUUUCCGAGAUUUUUGAAGGCUUGUAACUAGCUGGUUCUCUUUAUCCAAUCGUGUUCAACUUUCACAGACUUACUAAUAUUGAGAUGCUAUAUCAAAUGAGAUUAAAAUUCAAAACUCGUCCCAGUCUUUUGCUCCUUUCUAAAGUGGCCAAUUGAUUGUUUUUUCAAUCAUUCCCAAUAGAUUAAAGAGACAAAGAGCUGGCGGCCAUGUUGGGGGUAUGUGAUAAAUAUGUUGUUAGGUACCGCCAACAUGGCGGCCAUGACAUAACUUGCGAAGGAAGAAUAGUUAAAUGCUAAGUAAUGUAGUCAAUAAAAUGCAACUUAUUUUUA